AUGGUUUCUUUUUCGUGCCAUAAACGCCUGCUAAUUAUCUUUUACAUUUGCUUACCACUUUGUACACUGGCUAGAACUGAAACACCCCCUCCAAUAUUAUCUUCAGGUGUCGACGAUGACCCUUUUACACGUCUAGAAGAACUAUUAAUUAGUGAAGAGUCAUUUCUUGACUCGUUCGAAGUAAACCUUGACUCGAUAGAAGGUGUGACAACUUUACGCGACUGGGGUGAAAACAUCGCUAAAACGGCUGUUAGUGGCAAAAUAAAAAUUGUAAAAGAUAGUCCACCUCCAUCGGUCGUGCAAAAUCUCGCCGCACAUCUUGAGCUUGAUAAUGCACCACUUAAAGGCACAAAUAAUGAGAAUAAUUUCAAAACAACAAAGAAUACUGCAAUUAGUUCUACAGAGAAACAAGUUGAAGCACUGAAAGCAAUGUUGCUCCUUGACUCAAUAUAUGACUCUGUCACUGAAAUUCCGUAUUUUCGUUCCGAGGAAGUAUAUGAGCCUUUCGCGCCGCGUUCCGCACCAGUUGAAGCAAUUUUUACCUCGUUAGCUAUUCGUAGUCGACAAACUGCUGAUAAAUUAUUAGACGACAUUGUUACAGUUACUGCCACCACCACUACCACUUGCUUUACUACAAAUGUAACUUAUUAUCAUAAAUCAGAUCGUACAAUUUUUUAUAAUUCUUUGUCGGCUGGUUUAUCCUCCUCCGUAUUAAACCACGUAUCAAAAAGUGCAGGAAUCGAUACAAAGACUAACAUAUUGAUUGAUGUGAUGAGUGCGUUGGCCAUCCAAGUGCACAUGGUAAAGAGUAUUGCUUCAUUGGCUGGAUUAGACACAAACGAUGAUGCGGUGCGUACAAUGGUUUAUUUAUGUGUCGUAGCAGAUGGCGCGAAAAGUUCAACUGCACAAAUUGCACGCGAUUUAGCUACGAUCGUGAUGCGUCGAAUGGUUAACAAUAUACCAAAUUCUGCAUUAACAGCUAUUAAUAAACGGGUUGCAAUUAAGUUGAUUACAAAGAAAGGUAGUAAAGGAGUAUUUAAGUUGGCCAGAUUAGUGCCAUUAGUAGGUGAAAUAAUCACUUUUCUCUCGGAUGCAAUGUCAACUUAUGGAAUCGGUAAAGUGGCAAAAUAUGUCUUCUGUCCCAUGUCACCCGAAAGUGAAUCAACAUCGCCACCAUCUCAGAAAAAAGAUGAAUUGUAA
Messenger RNA from Ambispora gerdemannii, 1200 nucleotides. NCBI's taxonomy places the organism in Eukaryota, Fungi, Glomeromycota, Glomeromycetes, Archaeosporales, Ambisporaceae. The record is from the annotation of a GenBank genome assembly.